AUGUCUACACAAGAAGCAAACCCCACCAACGCUACUAGUCAUAACUCAGUUGAAGGGAACUCCGAAGUCAACGCCAGCCAAAACCCUACAAAUGAUAAUCAAUCCGAGAGACAGGUAUUUCCAAUCGAAGACACAUCACCCAUCCUACCUCUCUCACUGGGGCACCCACCAAACUCUCCCAGCAGCAUGCCACCUCCCCUCUACUCCUCAACAGCGGCACACACGACGCCUCUCCCCCAACCCCAAAUCCAAAUCCAAAUCCCUCCCAACCUUGACCUUCCCCUUCCCCCUUCCACCAGCACUACCACCACUACCACAACAACCAACACAUCCGCCCCGCAAUUACCUCUCCCUUCCAUCACCGCCACCAACCCCCCACCAAAUACCACUAACCUCCCCAGCCCCGUCAAAUCAGACCCUGACCCCAUCGCCGUAAUGGCAACAGACAGCAAAACCUCCCUCCCCGCCUUCUCCUACGACGACCUCGAAACCCAGUUCUGGAAAAAGGUGGAGGAGAUGGAGAAGAAAGAGGGGGAAUUGAGACAGGAGUUUGAAGCCUGGGUGGAGAUUUUCAAGGCGUGGGGGACCAGUGGGGCGAGAGUGGAUGGGGAGAGGGGGGCGAAGAGGUGGGUUUUUUUCGUUGCUUUUCUUUUGGUUGUGGAAGGGGGAUUUUUGUGGUUGACGAAGGGAGCGGUGUUAGGGUUGAGGUUGGUGGAAGGGCAGGGAAAAGUGCUAAUCCCUGUGGUGACCGUGCAGGCUCCGAACCCGCACGGCCUUUGUGCAAAAUCGGGAGAGCAAGGUGGAGGAUAG
Bacidia gigantensis is the source of this 810-nucleotide messenger RNA. RefSeq lists its product as uncharacterized. Lineage: Eukaryota; Fungi; Ascomycota; Lecanoromycetes; Lecanorales; Ramalinaceae. Bases 1 to 810 code for a protein of 269 amino acids. The transcript has a single exon. The record is from RefSeq and is a predicted model, not a curated record.